This is a messenger RNA of Venustampulla echinocandica, 1308 nucleotides long. RefSeq lists its product as uncharacterized. The record is from RefSeq and is a predicted model, not a curated record. Gene Ontology annotation, biological process: lipid metabolic process. The transcript is spliced from 2 exons. Lineage: Eukaryota; Fungi; Ascomycota; Leotiomycetes; Helotiales; Pleuroascaceae. The coding region runs from base 1 to 1308 and encodes 435 amino acids.
AUGGCGUCCACAACCACCGCCAUAUCCACUAUUGCGGCCAAACGCCCCGACGAAGCAUACUUUACACCCCCGGACAAUAUUGUUCUAGAAGCCUUGUAUCGAGAUAUCAAUAAUUCUGAGCUCAAUGGCUCACCAAGUCCUGGGCCGGAUGGAUCCGAAUUGGAGCUCCUGUCGAGCCUCAACGACCCCAAACACGCAAACUUCCAGCCUACCAUCUUUUCUAGCUGGGACUACGACCUCCACGAUUUCAAGACUCCUCGGAAUUGGCGUGAACGUAUUCUGCAGCAGUACGUGAAGUGGGCGAGGACGGUAGUACGGCACGAAACAGACGUCGUUUUCGUCUCACACCUGCUUCUAUACUUCUCCACCGCCCUGCCAAGUGCGAUAUAUCUCUUCUACGAUUUCAAUCUAUGGCAUGGGAUCGCCCACGUUGUUUACAUCGUAUGGUGCUCUGGCGCUUUUACCCUCAUGAUGCACAAUCACAUCCAUAAUCGCGGCGUGCUCUCAAAAUCCUACGGCCUCUUUGACUGGACCUUCCCGUACAUCUUGGAGCCGCUCAUGGGCCACACCUGGGAUUCGUACUAUUAUCACCAUGUUAAGGCUCACCAUGUCGAGGGCAAUGGGCCCGAUGAUCUCUCGAGUACUAUCCGCUACCAGCGGGACUCGGUUCUUCAUUUCCUGCACUACGAAUUGAGAUUCCUGCUUCUCUGCUGGUUCGACCUCCCUUGCUACUUUGUCCGCAAAGGCAAAUACAACUUGGCGUGCCGUAUGCUACUUACCGAGGGGUCUGCAUACGCGAUGAUGUACUUGCUGGCGCGAUGGAAAUUCAAACCAACGUUAUAUGUCAUCCUAUUGCCAUUUGUCGUUCUCCGGGUGGGUCUGAUGAUUGGGAACUGGGGCCAACAUUGUCUCGUCGAUGAUGUAUCACCAGAUUCGGAUUUCCGCUCUAGUAUAACACUCAUCGAUGUCCCAUCAAACCGCUUCUGCUUCAACGAUGGUUAUCAUACAUCUCACCACCUUAACCCACUUCGUCACUGGAGAGACCACCCACACGCGUUCCUCGCAGCCAAGGAGCGCUAUUCCAAUGAAGGUGCGCUAGUAUUCCAGAACAUCGACUACCUGGAAAUCACAUAUCGGGUGUUAACCAAGAACUACAUGUAUCUGGCAUCCAAGCUCGUACCAAUGGGUUCGCAAAUUGGCAUGAGCCAGCAGGAAUUAGCCGAUAUGCUGAGGACAAAAACGAGGAAGUUAACGGAGGAGGAAAUUGCUGUUAAGUUUUCAAAACAUGCAGCAAUGAAAAACCGAUAG